Messenger RNA from Marmota monax (woodchuck), 312 nucleotides. RefSeq names its product late cornified envelope like proline rich 1 (gene Lelp1). NCBI's taxonomy places the organism in Eukaryota, Metazoa, Chordata, Mammalia, Rodentia, Sciuridae. The annotation marks the transcript as partial. The transcript has a single exon. The record is from RefSeq and is a predicted model, not a curated record.
AUGUCGAAUGAUGAUAAGCAUAGAUCUAGCGAACCCAAGUACUGCGAUCCCAGGUGUGAACCAAAGUGUGAGUCCAAAUGCCAGCCCAGCUGUCUAAAGAAGCUGCUGCAACGCUGCUCCGACAAGUGCCCGCGAGAAAAGUGCUCACCACCGCCAAAGUGCCCGUGCCCCCCGCCAUGCCCCCCGCCAUGUCCUCCGCCAUGCCCCCCACCAUGUCCUCCACCAUGUCCUCCCAAGCCCUGUCCCAAGCCCUGCUCUCCCAAGUGCCCACCUCCUUGCCCACCUCCUUGCCCACCUCCUUGCCCACCUCCU